UGUUCAUGAUAAAUUUGACACGAGUAUCUGAACAACCCUUUUUUUGGUGUCAUUCUUAAUUAUUAAAAAAGGAUAUAAUUGUCUUGUGAGAGACGGGGGUAUUCGUUCUUUCGGCAGCAGGAAAGGAGGGAACCCUCGUUUGGUUUUACAGGAGGUAAUUUUAAGUGCAUUUGGAACACAGAAUGGCAACAACAUUUCGGACUUUUUUGAAUAGCCCUGUAGGCCCCAAGACAACCCACUUCUGGGGUCCUAUUGCCAACUGGGGAUUUGUUGUUGCUGGCUUGGUGGAUAUGCAGAAGCCACCAGAUAUGAUCUCAGGGAACAUGACUGGAGCGAUGUGUGUGUAUUCUGGAUUGUUCAUGAGAUUUGCUUGGAUGGUUCAACCACGCAAUUAUCUGCUUUUGGCUUGCCAUGCCUCAAAUGAGACUGUGCAACUUUAUCAGUUUUCUCGAUGGGCUUCUGCUAAUGGGUACCUGCCAAAGAAAGAGGGACCUGAGAAACAGUAAAAAAAUGUUAUUCUGUUACCUGUUUUUUGUUAAAAUUGAGGUCAAUGUGGCCUUUUUCUUUUAGAUUCUGUGGUAUAUAAUUAUUUUGUUAUGAUGGAAGUGUUGGUAUGUGCACUGAGACAAAAAAAUCCCAUCUGAUAAAAUUACAGUGAUCAAAAUAUACGUUUAUGGGGUCAGAAAUAACAUGACAAUCAAUAUACUUGAUUCAACUCAUUUUGGGCAUUCCAUUUUAACUCGUGUCCAUAAAUGUCCUUUUUUCCAGAGCCUCUUAAUAGAAAAUGGAUGAAUUUACAUUG
Messenger RNA from Cryptomeria japonica (Japanese cedar), 802 nucleotides. RefSeq names its product mitochondrial pyruvate carrier 1. Gene Ontology annotation, cellular component: mitochondrial inner membrane. The transcript is spliced from 5 exons. The record is from RefSeq and is a predicted model, not a curated record. NCBI's taxonomy places the organism in Eukaryota, Viridiplantae, Streptophyta, Pinopsida, Cupressales, Cupressaceae. Gene Ontology annotation, biological process: pyruvate import into mitochondria. The coding region runs from base 183 to 506 and encodes 107 amino acids.